This is a messenger RNA of Bathycoccus prasinos, 5037 nucleotides long. RefSeq lists its product with no specific name. The record is from RefSeq and is a predicted model, not a curated record. Gene Ontology annotation, cellular component: extracellular region. Lineage: Eukaryota; Viridiplantae; Chlorophyta; Mamiellophyceae; Mamiellales; Bathycoccaceae. The transcript has a single exon. The coding region runs from base 1 to 5037 and encodes 1678 amino acids. Gene Ontology annotation, molecular function: endopeptidase inhibitor activity.
AUGCGCGAGUGUAUAUCUACGACUGGGUGCCUCCUCCUCCCGAUGCUCCUCCUCCUCCUCUGUGUCCUUCCUGACCUGCGAAUGGUGCUGAUGGUGCGAGGAGCGCCAGUCGUCGUCGUUUGCGAGCAGCGAUUUCAUGCCGGGCAAACGUCGAAGUGCGCGUACACCGGGGUGACGAGUGCAGGGGCGGAAAUUCGAUUCAUAAACGAUGAGGAAGACGACGAGACGGUAAAGGCGACACCGGUCAAAGUGGUGGAAAACGGCGUUGGCGUGGUGGAAGUAGAAGUGCCGUUGCUGGCGCAGGAGUACGUUUUGGGGAUGUACGACGGGAAAGCGAAGACGUACAAAUCUAAGACGAAAGUGACGGUGGUUUCAGACGAGGAUGGAGAGAGUCUAGACGAUGUCGCUUCGACGAGGAGUUUGGUACGAGUGGAAACGGAUAAACCGUUGUACGCGCCGGGGCAGAAAAUCAAAAUCCGAACGCUCGUCGCCGAUAUCGAGAAUACGGCGUUGAUUAAACAAAAAGAUGGAGCGACGGUGGCGAGUGUCGAGGUGAAGGACGCGCUGGAGAGAACGAUUUUUAAGAAAGCGGACUGCGCAGUGGAUGUUUUUGGCGUGGCAACGGCAGAGGUGGCGAUAGCGAAAGAGCAACCGCCGUUCGGUUGGUGGACCGUGAAAGCGGAAGUGGAAAUAGACGACGACGGGUCGAAAGUUGUAGGCGAGACUGGAUUUAACGUGGAAGAGUACGUGUUACCGUCGUUUGACGUUACUUUCGACGCGUCGAGCAUGCCUUUGUACGUGUUAGCGUCGAAAAGCGCGAAUGAGUUCUCCGGAAAGGUAGAAAGCGCAUACACCUACGGGAAAGCGGUGGAAGGAAAAGCGAAAGUUAUCAUCAAAAGGCCGAGCACUUCGAAUUAUUACUACGGUGGCGCAGUUGGUGGUGAUGUUGGUGGUGGUGAUUUUGUGGCAGUCGAAGAACCCGCGUUUAAGCCGCCGGAUGAAUGGGAUUCGAGCGGUAGUAGCAGCGGUAGCAGUGGUUAUCCGAAUGAAGUUUCAGACAUUCUGUACGAGUCGAGCUGGAUGACUUUAUACGAGGGAUCUGCAACUUUUGUGGCGUCAAUUUCAAAAUCAAUGCUAGAUCAGCAAUGGUCGCGAAAUUUGGAAGCAUACGCUAUGGUUGAAGAAGCAGCCACGAGAGAGAUUCGAAACUCGACGGUAUUGAUUGUCCCAAUCGUCCGCGAGGCGUUUACGCAACAAACGUCGAUGAUUUACCAGUCGCCAGCUUUAAAACCAGGGUUACCGAUGAAGCACACGAUUCAACUCGCUUCGGAUAUCCCUGGUGCGUUCAGUGAUACAGAAGAUCUUGGAACCUUGGACUUUACGCUGAAUAUAAACAAAAUGAAUUCGUACUCGUAUUCUGGUGAUUCGAACGCGCAAACAAUUUCCACGCGAGUCUCUUCCUCCGGCGCUCUCGAUAUCGAAUUCGACGCCCCCGCGAACGAUCUCUCGUGUUGUGCAUCUUACGAGGACGAAACAAACUACUUUUAUGGAUCCUCGCAAAAGUGUUGUUUGCAAGGGGCGAACGUGCAGCUGGUCAAGAACGCGGCGUCGAGAGAUGUCGUGAAGAAGAUACUCGCAUCCGCGAGCGACGAUAUGUCUACGACGGAACUCGACGCGCUCGUGCCUUACUUAUCGGUGUACUUUGCGAGAGAUACUUCCAGUGCGAAGGCUUCGGUUGAAGUCGUUGUUAUCAAUACGAGCUGUGAGAGCGCUGAGGCGUGUCAGUUCACGCUCGCGUCUUCGAGAAGUGAUGUCGCAUUCGCGUACGCCGUCGUCGACUCGGAAGGCCUAGGACGCGGUGUUUUAGAAGCGGGCACAACUACUCUCUCUUCCACUGAAACCGAAAAAACAGUGACAAUGACGUAUGGCAACAUCGCAUCCACUUUGAGCGCGGCUGUUUCAAUCGCCGUAUGGUCACUGAGCGGAAGCGUGUAUAGUGAAACGUAUCUCGCCGGGACAACUUCGGAUGUUUUCUUGGUCCCCGGAACGAGCGUCUCCGUGGAAAGCGAAAGCGAAAUCGCGUUUCCGUAUGACAUCACCAUGAACACUAACGUUUCGGAAACGAACGUCGUUGCAACGGGCACAGACAUUACAUUCACUAUUAUCGGCGCGCCUGAUGGCGCGCGCUCGUACAUUCUCGCCAUCGACGAAGCUGUCGUGAUACAAAGCGGCGGGAACACGUCUGCUUUAAAAGCGACGACGUUUUUGUCAAGCGUGUACGAUGCUAAAACGAACACUUUGGAUGCGAGCUCGAAUACGUGGCCAUGUGAUGCAACGUAUAACGAUAACGAUAUCAAACUUGAUCGCGUAACGAUUAUAUCCACUGCUGAGAUUGCGAGUUAUUGUGACCCGUCGUCGUCGAGUAACGGAGGAUUUGGAGUCGGAAUGCCGGAAAUUGCGUUUGGUGCCGAUAUAGCCAUGGACGACGGUGCCGCUGGUCAGGAAAGUACAACCAACAAAGCGGCAACAGAUGUGGAUUCAGCUUCAUCCUCGCCUACGGUGCGCACACUUUUCCCGGAAACUUGGCUUUGGGAAUCGUCUGAUUCAGGUUCGUUCGAAUCAACCGCGCCUGAUUCGAUUACAACGUGGAGCAUAACCGCGUUUACCUCGCACCCGACGCAGGGUAUUUCCAUUUUGAAAACCGCCUCGAAAAUGACAGUGUUUCGCGAAUUUUUCAUCUCGCCGAAAAUGCCGUACUCCAUCUCGCGAGGUGAAACCGUCGAGAUUGUUCUCGCAGUUUUUAAUUACUUGAAAGACCAAGAUAUGUCGGUAUCAGUUUCCGCCGAAGACGUGACAUCGGGUGAGGCUGUACAAAUUGGCGAUUCGAAAACGAUCAACGUUUCAAAGAACAGCGCCGACUCUAUAUCUUUCGAAAUUUCUCCCACGGUACUCGGAAGUAUCAAACUCCAAUUUUCCGCUAUAGGAACCACGACGACGAGCACAGAUUCAGAAUCAAAAGAAUAUACAGAUGCGGUCGAGAAGAGUAUUGUCGUGAACCCGGAAGGAGUGUUCAAAACGACGACUGUUUCGAAAGUUUUUCGUCGAAGUGCGGAAGAUGCGUCGGAAACAUUUACUUUGAACGCAUUUCCGAAUGGUUUGAGUGCAAACGCGAUUGUAGAUACGUAUUCGAGUUUCAUUACCGUCGUUGGUGAUAUCAUGGGUCCAUCGAUUCAAAACAUCAACAAGUUUGUCCAGAUUCCCAUGGGCUGUGGUGAACAGAAUCUCUUGUUACUGGCACCAAAUGUGUACAUAGCCGAGUACUUGAACUCUGCGAAUAAACUCACAAGCGCUUUAAAAACGGAGCUUUCAAAUAACGUCAUCAUGGGAUAUUCUCGAGAGUUGACGUAUUUUCACCCAUCCGGCGGUGUUUCUGCGUUUGGACCACAAAGCGACAAGUCCGCAUCGUUGUGGCUCACGGUGUUUUGUUCCAAGGUUUUUGCGUCUGCGAAACGCUCGAGCGAAAGUAAAAUUUUAGAUGGUGUUUCAAUCGACGCGACUGUUUUGAAAGGCGCUGUUGACUUUAUAAUAUCUACUCAAGGCACGAACGGUGCGUUUUCAGAGCCCGGAGUCGUUUUACACUCCGAAAUGCAAUCGCAAUCGGGAGAUAAAUUCGUUUUAUCCUCGUAUGCCGCUUUGAGUUUGAUUGAAACGGUUGCAUCGAUUGACAACCCUUCGACGAAAACGAGCGCGCAAAAUUCGAUUUCAAGCGCGUUAGAGUACGUUGCUUCUUCCUUGGAUUCAGUUAAAUCCGCCGCGAUCGCGAAGGAACCGAGCGCUGUGUAUUCUGUAAUAGUCUCCACGUACGCCUUCGCCUCUGCGUGCGCUUCGUUAUCGACGCACUGCGAUUUGGCGAAUUCUUGGAUAACGGGCGUUCUCGAGCUAAUUGGAACAAGUGAAGUGGACGGCGCUACAUCUUACGGCGGUGUCGGUGCCAGUAACUCUUUAAGGAUUGAAUCCACGGCGUAUGUCGUUUUAAUCUACGCUAAAAUGAGCGAUUCCGGGAAUAACUUUUGUUACUCCGCGUUGAAAUUUCUUUUACAAAAUAGAAACGAGUUUGGAGGGUACGGGUCAACUCAGGACACCGUGGUUGCUUUAGAAGCACUGUCGACGUAUGCAAAGCUUACGAGAGAAGCGAGUAGUUCUGGGUUGCUCGUGUUGUCCUUUCCAAACGAGGUUGGCGCUCCUUCGUUCACAGUGGACGAGUCGAGUUUCGAUACAUUCAACACCGCGCAAAUCGCACAAAGAGGUACGGAAACGUUUACAAAUCCGAGCGUUUCGGGUGAUGUUUCAGGCUCGGGAGUUGCGGUUGUUUCGUAUACCGUUCGGUGGUACGAAACCGUGGAUUUGACGGAGGAUACCUCGGAUGGAUUAUUCACGAUAGAUGUGACGACACGCGUUGUCACGACGAAAAUUUCAUCUACGAAUAGAAAAAAACGAAGAAGACUUUUAACGCCGAAUUACUCACCAACAUCGACGAGCAGUGUGGAAGAUGCUGAGAUGUUGCAAAUGAAAGUUUGCGUGAAGAAGACGGAAAUAACGAAUGGAGCGGAUGGUAUGGCACUUUUGCGUGUCCCGAUGUUUUCCGGUUUCCAACCGGUCGAGUCGUCCAUCGCCAACUUAGAUCCGGAAAGAAAAUACAUCAAACGCGUGGAGGUGGAUCCAAUUACGAGCACUCUUUCUUUAUACAUAGAGAACUUUCCAUUGAAUUCGAACGAUAAACUUUGCGCCACAUUCGAUGCUCGAAGAGUCGCGGAGGUGAAAAAUGCGCAAGACGUUCCAGGAGCGCAAAUUUCCAUGUACUACCAGCAAGACAAAUAUCGAAACGCCGUGAUGAAAUCGACCGAUUUAGAAGUUGGUCGAUUCCCGGAGGACGAUGGGGGUGGCGGUGUCAAGGUUGAACCAGACUCUGCGUUUGGAUUUCGAGUCACUUUCAUUUUAGCGUCUGUCAUCGCUUUAGCUCUUUUCGCGAUGGAUUAA